This is a messenger RNA of Nanorana parkeri, 465 nucleotides long. Its product is annotated as 60S acidic ribosomal protein P2-like. The record is from RefSeq and is a predicted model, not a curated record. Bases 92 to 430 code for a protein of 112 amino acids. NCBI's taxonomy places the organism in Eukaryota, Metazoa, Chordata, Amphibia, Anura, Dicroglossidae. Gene Ontology annotation, molecular function: structural constituent of ribosome. Gene Ontology annotation, cellular component: cytosolic large ribosomal subunit; ribosome. The transcript is spliced from 5 exons. Gene Ontology annotation, biological process: cytoplasmic translational elongation.
UUUACGCUGGAAACCCCGUAGCUCUCUCUUUCCCUUUCGGAGCCGGAGAUCAGGAGCGUGCACAUCGUUUCGUGUCUCUACAGACUUAAAAAUGCGUUACAUGGCCGCUUACCUGCUUGCCACCCUUGGUGGUAACAGCAGCCCCUCAGCAAAAGAUAUCAAGAAAAUCCUAUCCAGUGUAGGAAUUGAUGCUGAUGAAGAGCGCCUAGGCAAGGUUAUAUCUGAACUUGAUGGAAAAAAUGUUGACGACCUUAUCAAUUCCGGCCUUUCAAAACUGUGUUCAGUACCAUCUGGGGGUGCCGUAUCUGCUGCUCCUUCAUCGGCUCCAGCCGCUGGUGGUAAAGCUCCUGCACCAGCUGAAAAGAAAGAAGAAGAAAAGGAAGAAUCUGAAGAGUCUGAUGAAGACAUGGGAUUUGGGCUCUUCGAUUAAAUGCUUUAUUGUAACUUAAUAAAUGUUCCAUCAGA